Etheostoma spectabile (orangethroat darter) is the source of this 1867-nucleotide messenger RNA. RefSeq names its product cyclic AMP-responsive element-binding protein 1. The transcript is spliced from 8 exons. Gene Ontology annotation, biological process: regulation of transcription by RNA polymerase II. The record is from RefSeq and is a predicted model, not a curated record. Lineage: Eukaryota; Metazoa; Chordata; Actinopteri; Perciformes; Percidae. Bases 189 to 1175 code for a protein of 328 amino acids. Gene Ontology annotation, cellular component: ATF4-CREB1 transcription factor complex; nucleus. Gene Ontology annotation, molecular function: protein binding; cAMP response element binding; DNA-binding transcription factor activity, RNA polymerase II-specific.
CCGUUCCGACGUCGGUCAUUUUCGCCCAGUGUCGCCAUCUGCUUUCUCGUUCUUCUCCAAUCUCCGUGUUGUUGUUCCCGGUGACGCGGCGGAGGUGUAGCCUGACGCGGGCUCUUACGUGUCGGCCAGAAUAAAAGUGGAGCUCCGGAGGCCCGGGAGUGACGAAGGGAGUCUGUAUCGCUUAGCUGAUGAAGAUGGAGUCAUUGGAGGUUCAGCAGGGAGUGGAGACGACUGUGACUGAGGCAGAAACCCAGCACAUCACCCAGGCACAGAUCGCUACUCUAGCACAGGUAACCAUGACAUCAGGCCACGCCUCAGCAACAGGUCCCACAGUAACGCUGGUACAGCUUCCCAACGGACAGACGGUUCAGGUCCACGGAGUGAUCCAGGCUGCACAGCCGUCUGUCAUCCAGUCCCCACAGGUCCAGGCUGUACAGAUCUCCACCAUAGCAGAAAGUGAGGAUUCACAGGAGUCAGUAGACAGUGUCACUGACUGUCAGAAGCGCAGAGAGAUUCUGUCACGACGCCCCUCUUACAGGAAAAUCCUGAACGACCUUUCAUCCGACGCACCGGCUGUCCCUCGUAUCGAGGAGGAAAGGGCUGAGGAGGAUUCAUCAGCUGCUGCCACACCUUCAAUCACCACUGUCACUGUGCCCACACCCAUCUACCAGACCAGCAGUGGGCAAUACAUUGCAAUCACACAGGGAGGAGCCAUUCAGCUGGCCAAUAACGGUACAGAUGGAGUCCAGGGCAUCCAGACUCUGACCAUGACCAACGCAACAGCCGCCGCCCAGCCUGGAGCCACCAUCCUCCAGUAUGCACAGACCAGCGACGGCCAGCAGAUACUGGUUCCCAGUAACCAGGUCGUGGUCCAAGCUGCCUCCGGAGACGUCCAGGCUUAUCAGAUCCGAGCAGCCCCCGCCAGCACCAUCGCCCCUGGGGUGGUCAUGGCCUCGUCCCCCGCCCUCCCCACCCAGGGUGCUACAGAGGAGGUCACUCGCAAACGGGAAGUCCGCCUCAUGAAGAACAGAGAGGCAGCCCGUGAAUGUCGCAGGAAAAAGAAGGAGUAUGUUAAGUGUCUGGAAAACCGAGUGGCCGUCCUGGAGAACCAAAAUAAGACACUAAUUGAAGAACUGAAAGCUCUUAAAGACCUUUACUGCCAUAAAUCAGAGUAGUUCCUUCUUCUGAACUCCAAGCUGGGCCAAGUAGCAUUUCACUUCUCUUCAACAACUCUUUGACUGUUUGAUACUGCCUGCCUGCCUUCCAGUUUACAUACGGCUGGCUAAUCUAGUUCUUCUUAUACAGCCUUCUUCAGUAGACCGUUGAUAGGCCUAAUACAUUUAAAAUACAUUGUCUUUCCAAUAUUGGUACACUAAAACAUUAGCCGCAAUCCUGUGCAGGAUCACUUAAAGGGUCAAAUCAGCUGCUGACGACGGUUAACAUGUUGCUUCACACAGCUUUAUAAGCCUGCAUCUUAUUGUUGCAGAUUUGGCCAAAACUCAUGUAAGUUAACACUGUCCUCAUCACAAUCAUUGCAGAGAUACCUUCAUGAGUAUCUAUGCAAUGUAAUUUCUUCUGUUUAAAGAUUGUUACAGAAGAAGUAAAAAGUUAUAACAAAUACAGUCCUUACCUGCUUAUGAGUUUCUCCUAAUGUCAGCAAUUGAUUUUUAAUCAUUUCGGGCAUUAUUAGUGGUGUAAUUUACGAGAUACACACUUGGUUCCAAUAGCGCCUGCACUAAGCUAACAGCUGAUAGCGCUAACUCGCCCAAUGUUCGACCCGGGAGAAAAAAGAUUCUGGGGGGUUGUUUGGCUCCAGGUCAUGGUGCAAAGGACCCUAGAGUAAAAUUACUCCGAACCAUCACUUUAA